Messenger RNA from Danio aesculapii, 1535 nucleotides. It is a transcript of the gene npm1b, whose product is annotated as nucleophosmin 1b. The record is from RefSeq and is a predicted model, not a curated record. Bases 49 to 954 code for a protein of 301 amino acids. Lineage: Eukaryota; Metazoa; Chordata; Actinopteri; Cypriniformes; Danionidae. Gene Ontology annotation, molecular function: chromatin binding; RNA binding; histone binding. Gene Ontology annotation, cellular component: nucleolus; centrosome; nucleoplasm. The transcript has 11 exons. Gene Ontology annotation, biological process: ribosomal large subunit biogenesis; ribosomal small subunit biogenesis; regulation of centrosome duplication.
AUCAACACGCCGGAACUACGUUUAACAGGACCUUCUGUGCGCGCAAAAAUGGAGGAUAACAUUAAAGACCUCAGCCGACCCCAGAUGUAUUUGUUUGGUUGUUCGUUGAAAGCUGACAAGAAAGAGCACAAAAUUGACUUGGAUGAUGAUGAGGCUGAACAUCAGCUGUCACUCAAGUCGGUGUGUUUGGGUGCUGAGGCGGAGGAUAAAUUCCACACCGUGGAGAUGGAGGGAUUGACUUACGAUGGCAAAACCACCAAAAUCACUCUUGCUGUAUUGAAACCGUCCGUUCUGCCUUCUUUAAGUCUGGGCGGUUUUGAGGUAACUCCUCCUGUGUCCUUUCGACUGCAGUCCGGAGGGGGGCCGGUCUACAUCAGCGGUCAGCAUUUUGUGAGUGUGAAGGAGUCAGACGAUGAGGAUGAGGAGGAAGAGGAGAACAACACUUCACCGGUGAAGAGACCGUCCAACAUGACCCUCGCCAAAGUGCCUCAGAAAAAGCUGAAAAUGGACUCAGAUGAGGAUGAAGACAGCGAUGACGACGAUGAUGAUGAUGAUGAUGAUGAAGAUGAUGAUGAUGAUGAAGAGGAUGAUGACAAGCAAGAAAAGCCUGCUGUAAAGAGUCCUGUCAAAUCCACUCAAAAAACUUCUGAGAAGAAGAAAAGUGCGGAUAAGCAGAAUGGCUCUCCAGACAAGAAAGCGGGGACAUCAGGGAAGCCCCAAACUCAGACACCGCAGAAAGUAAAAGACAAGUCUGCUGCAGGGCCUUCUGGGAAGACUCCCAGCAUUCCCAGCCUGAGUGAAGUCAAAAGCAAACUUACAUCAGCAGCUAAAGAGGGGAAGCCAUUUCCAAAGACGGAACAGAAGUUCGAGAACUUCGCUAGAAGCUCUUUCAAGAUCUCUGAUAAGCAAGUGAUCAAAGACCUUUGGAACUUUGUACAAUCACUAAAAAAGUAAUGGCUGCUCUGCGCUCCCCGUCCCGUCCCAGUGCAGCAGAAGUCUGCGGUUCGCCAGUAAACGGCACUUCAGCUGUACGAUUCUGGCCUCGUCCUGUGUUAAUGAAAUCCGCCUGCUCUGCUCUUCUCUGUCGAGCAGAAGAGUCCUCGGCAGGGGUUACAGAUAUCAUGCAUCGUCUUUUAUAUUCUUUAUUUUGUUUUAAAUGAUUGUUUUUUUCGUCAGGUCCUCAAUGGUUUCUUAUAGUGGGAUGCUUCUGAAGGCAUCUCUUGGUAACUCACAAAAUGUUAUCAAACAUUUCCAGAUCUUAUGUAAGUAAAAUUGGAAGAGAGGGAGGAAACUAAACUGUUUAAAGAAAAUGAAAGCUAUUUUAAAAUUUAAACCUGUUGCAUAAUAACAUUUUCCCCUUUUCUUAUUAUUAUAAUGCAAAAAAGUAAAUGGAAUAUUGGCAGAUUUAUAGACCACGCAAGAAUUUGUUUUACACACUGAGUAAUUAAUUAAUUAAAGGAGUCAGUGUAAAAUUAGUGGGGAAAUGUUCAUGUAAAAUAGGUUAAUGGUCAUAAAAUAUGUUUGUUUUCCUAAUA